Molecule: messenger RNA, 974 nt
Organism: Daktulosphaira vitifoliae (grape phylloxera)
Lineage: Eukaryota; Metazoa; Arthropoda; Insecta; Hemiptera; Phylloxeridae
Exons: 2
Coding region: 3-653 (216 amino acids)
Source: RefSeq, a predicted model, not a curated record
CAAUGAUCGAAUCAACGAACAAUACAAUGUCCAAACGAAAAAUCAAAACAAGUGAGCAUCCAAGCUACAUUACUGAGACCAGAUUACCUUCAUACUCUGCAAAUCACGCAAUUGAUGGGGAUUUACAAAACUCAAAGAUGAAGCUAAAACAAACUUACAAUGAAUGCCUAGAUCUUAUUAUAAAUGAAAUCAAUCGACGCUUCUCAGACAAUCAAGAGCUAGUUACUGCCAUUUCCAGAAUAAGCGAAUUCAAAACUGAUAAUAUGAAUGUUUUCAAGGAACUCGGUUUGAAAGUUCCCAGUGAAGAAGAAUUGGCAGUUGUGAAAAACUUCCUCAUCCAGCGAGAAGCACAGACUGACGAUGGAACUAGAUUAGAGGUACUUUUCAGAUUUCGUGAAGCUUUCCUUGAAACGUACGAAUUGAUGGCAGCUGUUGAGACAUUUGGGUGUAGUACAGCAACUUGCGAAUCAACUUUUUCAACAUUGACUGCAAUCAAUAGGCCACAGCGCUUGUCAAUGUCCCAUGCUCGCAUGGCUGAUCUAGUGUACUUGGCUUUCGAACGACAUCGCACAAGUGCAUUGAAUAUCGAUGUAGUUCUCCGAAAAUUUAAUGAUAGGAAAAAUCGUAAACUGGCAUUGUACCAAGUUACCUAAUAAUAUUUUCUGUAUGUUUUCUUUCGCACAUGAAAUUUAAAAAUACAAAGCAUACACGUUCAUCACUCAUUUAUUGUUUGUUUAUUUAUUUAUUUAUUAUUUUCAUCAUUUAUUGUUGUAAAUUUUACCCUGCCCGCAGGCCCGUAUCCAGAAAUUCAUUUCGGGGGGUGCCCAAGUUCCCAAAAAUUUUUUGACAAGCAAAAAAAAAAAAGGUCUCAAAGCAAUCAAGGCCCCUCGCCCCCCCCCUGGAUAUGUGCCUGCCCGUCUUACUUUACUUUGUGCCCGUACAACUAGUUAGGUCUGGCUACGGGCCUGCGGUCA